Molecule: messenger RNA, 5279 nt
Organism: Pogoniulus pusillus (Red-fronted tinkerbird)
Lineage: Eukaryota; Metazoa; Chordata; Aves; Piciformes; Lybiidae
Gene: SNAPC4
Product: small nuclear RNA activating complex polypeptide 4
Exons: 23
Coding region: 141-4757 (1538 amino acids)
Biological process (GO): snRNA transcription by RNA polymerase III; snRNA transcription by RNA polymerase II
Cellular component (GO): snRNA-activating protein complex
Molecular function (GO): RNA polymerase II cis-regulatory region sequence-specific DNA binding; RNA polymerase III type 3 promoter sequence-specific DNA binding
Source: RefSeq, a predicted model, not a curated record
AUUGGCCAGGGGGAGAGGGGCAGAGCGGCAGUGAUUGGCCAGGGGGAGAGGGGCGGGCCCGAGCGGCCCAGACCCCGGCCCCGAGCCCGCGGCCCUGCCGUGUCCCGCUGGACGGAGCCGGCCCGGAGCCGCCGCCCGCCAUGGAGGCCGCGCUGCCCCCCGCCGCUCUCGACCUGAACGCGGAGCGAGAGAAGAUCCGGCGGGAGAUAGAGGAGCUGGAACGGAGCUUGGAGCCCGGCGGAGCCAGCCUGGAGAUGGCCGUGUCCGACUCUAGCCUUAGCUCCGCCACGGAUGAUGGUGAAGAUGAUGAUGAUGACUUGGAUUCUCCAGCUGAAAUGGAAAUGGGGAGGGGAGAGGACAGUAGUGAUGAUGACAUUGAAAGCAGCCUGCCACAGGAUCCAGAAACUUGCCUGCAGAUAAACCAUGUGUACCAGGAAGUCAUCCAGGAAAAGCUUGAGGAGGUCGAGCUGCUUCUUGCACAAAACAGAGAGCAACAGAAAGAGCUCACGUGUGAGCUGAGUGGUCCAAAAAUAGCAAAAGCAGGAGAUGGUAGGAAUCUACCAGCAAAUAUAUUUUUGGGUCACUUUAUGAAGCCAUACUUUAAGGAUAAAACAACAGGAAUUGGCCCUCCUUCCAAUGAAGACACCAAGGAAAAGGCAGCUCAGGGGAUAAAAUCCUUUGAACAACUGAUUUCAACAAAAUGGAAAAGCAGGGAGAAGACUCUGCUGCAGAAGUCAAUUGUAAGUGACCGCUUGCAGCGCCUGCUUCAGCCAAAGUUACUGAAGAUGAGUUACUGGAAUCAGAAACUGGAGAAAGUCAAGACCGAAGUAGAGAAACAGAUCUUGGAAAAGCAGAUCAAAGAAGUGGAGCAAGAAAUAGAGGCGAUUAACAAACUCCCAGAAAGUGACUUGUUGGGAAGCAGAUUCGAUGAGCAUGACUGGGAGAAGAUUUCAAACAUCCAUUUUGAUGGACAACGAAGUUCAGAUGAACUGAGGAAAUUCUGGCAAAACUGGGAGCAUCCAAGCAUCAACAAAAAGGAAUGGACUGAGAAGGAAAUACAGAGGCUGAAGGAGAUAGCUUCUAAACACCGUUGUCUGGACUGGCAGACAAUAGCCCAGGAGCUGGGGACAAACAGGACACCUUUCCAGUGCCUGCAGGAGUAUCAAGUCAAUAACAAAGACCUGAAAAGGAAGGAAUGGACCAGAAGUGAAGAUCAGAUGCUGUUAGAGCUCGUUCAAAAGAUGAGAGUAGGAAGUCAUAUCCCAUACAAGAAAAUUGCUUAUUACAUGGAAGGAAGAGAUUCUGCUCAGCUGAUUUAUCGAUGGACAAAGAGCGUGGACCCCAGUUUGAAGAAGGGCCCUUGGACAGCAGAGGAAGAUGCUAUGCUGUUGGCUGCAGUGAAGAAGUAUGGGGAGCGUGACUGGUACAAAAUCCGGACAGAGGUGCCGGGGAGGAGCGAUGCGCAGUGCAGAGAUCGGUACUUAAAAGCAUUGCACUAUGAUGUGAAGAAAGGCAGAUGGACUUUUGAGGAAGAGGAGCAGCUAAUUGAACUGGUUCAGAAGCAUGGCCUGGGUCACUGGAGUAAAAUAGCUUCUGAGCUGCCCCAUCGGACUAGCUCCCAGUGUCUAAGCAAGUGGAAGCUCAUGAUUGGCUCUAAGAAUAAAUGCAGGCCAACAAAACGCCAACACGUGGAAGAAAGUUCUAGCUCUUCAGAAAGCAGCAGUGAAGAUGUUGAACUGGACUUGGCAGACAGCUCAGAGGAGGAGACAACAAGCAAGAAGAAGAAACCUGUGUUUCCCAGCAUUGAUUUGUGGGUACCCACAUGGACAGAUACACAGGAGUCAAAGAAAGGAAGAUACCAAACUCCAUCCCUUUUCUCUCCUGCGAGUGCUGGUACCCAGAGCAGCAGCGACGAAGUUUCAAGAGCAGCACAUAAUGGAGACAAGAGCAGCACUGCUGAUAAAUCAUCAGAGCUGAACACCCUCCUGAGGGGCAUUGCACGACCACAUUCAACAGACAUUGUUGUGAAGAACCCAGCAGAAGUUCUGAGCGAGGCUUCAAGAUGUGGGAAGCAAGUGCUGCGGGUUACCGUGGAGGACGUGAGGAGAGUAUUAAGACGUAACACUUUCUUCCAGGGGAAACUUCAAUCAAAGAUACUAAAGCCACCUGCCCUUCUAACAAAGCCAUCUGGAGGUUGUGCAGCUGGCCAGAAGCCUCAGGGGCUGCAGAACACCACAGAGAAGGUUUAUCGGCAAGAGAGAGAGCGACUGAAAAGGAUGAGACUGGACAGAAAGCUCCUCAUGGCAGUGACACCUUGGGUGGGCAAUGUGCUCCUGCCGUACACCUUGCAGGCUGGGAAGCUGGCAUUUCAGCAUACAAAAGCUGAUGCUAUUCAAGAGAAGAUGAAGUCAGUCAGCCUUGCAAGCACUCCUCUCUUCACACUUUUCAUUCAGCUCUUUCAGAUUGAUACCAAGGGCUGCAUGAAGGUCAUCCGUGAGAGAAGGCUGAAGCAGGCAGAGUUGGUUCAGGCUGACACAAGAAGGCCUCAGCAGGCUUCCCAAAAUGUGGAGACUUCUUCAGGCAAUUCAUCACAGCCUGGUACUCAGAGGAACUCCCUCAGGGGCAUACCAAAGAGUGCUGUCAGGAGACCUGCUGUCUCUGAGAGCAGCACUCCUGCCACACAGGGAGCUCCUCCAGCCCAAGUGCAAAGGCACAAGCCUAAAACUGUCUCGGAACUGCUGAGGGAGAAGCGGCUCAGGGAAUCCCAGGCUAAGAAAGCUACAGGGAAGGCAGUAUUUGUUACUCCACAGGUGCUGGUUUCAGGGCCUCUGAUAAUCCAGAGCCCACCACAGCAAAUCAUUCCUUCUGCACAAGCAGGGAGCAAACCUGGAGCAGUUGGUUGUACAAAUAGCCAAGUACAGUGUGUACCAGCUCCACUGCCAGCAUUCACUUCUGUUGCAGGUUCAACUUCUACCACUGCUGUGCUUGAAAACCAUUCCUCAUCAGUACCAGAAAGUGGGAAAAACCUUGGUUCCUCACAAGGGACAGAGGUACAAUCCAAUAAGGAAAUAAAAGACAAAGCUUUGGAAAGUAGCUCUGAAGGAGGGGCAAAUCCAGCUGCAGCAGAGAAGGCCCCAGAUCAGAGAGGGUGCAAUGGUCAGGUGCUAGCUGGUAGCUCAGCUCCAGUAGUGUUGCAAAACCAAGCUUUUGUGCCACAUCAGAUUACAGUGAUGCCUGUUGGCAUUGAUUCUGGCACCAACAAAUUACCAGUGACUGCACCAGUUGCCUGUAAGAUGAGCAGAAGUGAGCCACAACAGAGACCAGUCAAUCUGCUGCCUGCUGUUGUAACUCCCCAGACUGGUUCACAUUUGAUUCCCAACAACAUCCUGCCCUUCACCUGGGUUGUGAUGCCACAGGCUUUGCUCCCCACUGCUGUACAAACCGUGGUGGGUGUUCCCCAAGGACUGCCAGCUGCUGCUGUCAGAAGUCCAUGUCGGACCACUGUGACUUCCAGCGGCAGCCCUUCGAGCUCAGCAGUGCCUCCUGUGCCAGCUGGAGCAAAUCUGCCUCAGCCCAGCAGCGCAGAGACUAAAGCAGGCAGUGCCCAGCCAGCAGCGGCAGGGCCUUUGGGAAGGGCAGCUAACCACUCCACAGCUCUCCUACCUGUGACCUCAGCCAGUCCUGGAUGUGCCACAGCAGCCACUGUUUCUUCUGCAGCAGCUACAUGUUCAGGUGGCUUCUCCAAGACUUCUGACUCCCCUGCAGCUCAGACUGCUCCUCCAGCUGAUGCACCAAGCUUGUGUGCUGUGCUGCUGCCACAACCACAGCUGUCUGCCAGCGCUCAAGGGACUGAUUCCCAAGGUGCAUCGAAUCUCAGUAGCUUGGGAAAGAGCCAUGACUCCAGUGCAGCUUCCAAUCCAAGCAUCAUCACAAAAGGGAUCAUGCUCCAGCCAGGAGCAGUCACCCAGAACAGUGUCCCAAGGAACUCGAAUAGCUUUGCUGCACGAGCAGUGAAAAACAGACCUAUUGCCUCCAAACCUCCGAGCACGCAGCCUGCCGAUGCUCCAGCCCAGCCAACCACUUCCAGUGCAGAAAAGAAUCUGCUUGACUUCAGCCUCAUUUCCCUGGAAGCCGAGGGGCUAGUGAAGGAGUGGCUGAGUGGGAAGCAAGGUGUCCACGUACCCCCACUGCAAACUAGGUUGCCUUAUCUGCCACCUUUUCUGUGCAACUUAAAAACCCUCUCAAAGCUGCUUCUGCAGAAAGCGGCUCUAGAAGAGCAAGCAGCAUCUCUUCUGCCUUCUGGUGCCAGUCAGGGUGAGGGCACUGGGCUUGAUUUGCAGGCCAUUGGAGACCUGGUGCAGCAGAAACUCGGUGAUAACCCUGCUUACCUCCUGUUGAAAGCCAGAUUCCUAGCAGCCUUUACGCUCCCAGCUGUGCUAGCAACUCUGCCUCCUCCAAAAAUGAUGACAACUCUGUCCACCAUGAGGAAUCAGUGUGAAGAGAGUGAUGAAGAAGAGUGGCAGAGUGAGAAGGAAGCGUCUGACGAGGAGAGUGAUGGGAAUGAAUCUGCAGGUGAACAGUCAGAUGGGAGGUCUGAUGAUGAGCCCAGAAACAAAGAUGCUGAUUUACUAUAUCAGGGCAUGGGAGCUGAAGAGAAUGCUGCACAGUCUGCCUUGGGCUCCUGCACUGAGGUGGCUGCUGGCAGUGCUCCUCUGAUCAGAAGGAGUGCCCGCCUCAGGAAAAGGAGGAGGAUCUGAGGAGGAAAUGUGAGUCACUUGGAUGAGCACUGCCUCCCUACGUGGCAGUUAGGAGAACUCUUUGCACUACUCACUUUUAAUGCUUCCACGGCACUGACCAGCCAGACCUGAGGAAGAGAGGGAAAAUAGCUGGACUGGUUUUCCCAUCACCUGGCAAACUGUCUGCACCUUGAGACAAGCUGCAAACAGUGAAACAAAACCACUGGAGGAAAAUCUUUCAGGCCUAGACUAGCACCUGCCACGGGUGCCCUGGGUGAAGGUGGUUGGAGACCUGAGGGGAAGCAGCACCGAUGGUUAUUUAUUUCCUUUUCAUGUCAGCCCCUAUUUAUGUCAGUGUUUAUCCACCUUCAGAAUGCCUUGUCCUUUGGGUGGGUUUGUUUUCAUUCAGUGCUGUGACAGUGGUUUUGCUCCGUAGCUAACUGACUGGAUGCUGCUGAAUGAGCAGCAGCUUCAUUUUGUAUCCAAAAAUGAGCCUGGAGGAUUUGUUGGAAAUACAGAUGUUUUAUUUUUCUCACUUAAAAA